Molecule: messenger RNA, 946 nt
Organism: Panthera uncia (snow leopard)
Lineage: Eukaryota; Metazoa; Chordata; Mammalia; Carnivora; Felidae
Gene: DNAJC8
Product: DnaJ heat shock protein family (Hsp40) member C8
Exons: 9
Coding region: 40-801 (253 amino acids)
Cellular component (GO): nucleus
Source: RefSeq, a predicted model, not a curated record
GCCUGCGCGGGAGAGUCACGUGGUUGCUGGGCCGGGGAAAUGGCGGCUCCAGGAGAGAGCGGGGCUUCGGCUGGCGGAGGGAGCACUGAGGAAGCAUUUAUGACCUUCUACAGUGAGGUCAAACAAAUAGAGAAGAGAGAUUCAGUUCUAACAUCCAAAAAUCAGAUUGAAAGAUUGACCCGUCCUGGUUCCUCCUACUUCAAUUUGAACCCAUUUGAGGUUCUUCAGAUAGAUCCUGAAGUGACAGAUGAAGAAAUAAAAAAGAGGUUUCGACAGUUAUCCAUAUUGGUGCAUCCUGACAAAAACCAAGAUGAUGCUGACAGAGCACAAAAGGCUUUUGAAGCUGUGGACAAAGCUUACAAGUUGCUACUGGAUCAGGAACAAAAGAAGAGGGCCCUGGAUGUAAUUCAGGCAGGAAAAGAAUACGUGGAACACACUGUGAAAGAGCGAAAAAAGCAAUUAAAGAAGGAAGGAAAACCUACAAAUGUGGAGGAGGAUGAUCCUGAGCUGUUCAAACAAGCAGUAUAUAAACAGACCAUGAAACUCUUUGCUGAGCUGGAAAUUAAAAGGAAAGAGAGAGAAGCCAAAGAGAUGCACGAAAGGAAGCGACAAAGGGAAGAAGAGAUUGAAGCUCAAGAAAAAGCCAAACGAGAAAGGGAGUGGCAGAAAAACUUUGAGGAAAGUCGAGAUGGUCGUGUGGACAGCUGGCGGAACUUCCAAGCAAAUACAAAGGGGAAGAAAGAGAAGAAAAAUCGGACCUUCCUGAGACCACCGAAAGUAAAAAUGGAGCAGCGUGAGUGACCACCUAGGGUCGCGGCCACAGAACCUUCCCCCGACUGUCUCCCCUCCUGCUUCGAAGGACUCAUUCUCUCUUCCCAUUUCCACCCCAACAUAGAGUAGUAGUUGCUUUUUAGUCCAUUUUGUUUUCAAUACAAUUUAAUAUCGA